Molecule: messenger RNA, 780 nt
Organism: Aspergillus fijiensis CBS 313.89
Lineage: Eukaryota; Fungi; Ascomycota; Eurotiomycetes; Eurotiales; Aspergillaceae
Product: Rpo12/RPC10 RNA polymerase subunit family protein
Exons: 2
Coding region: 32-280 (82 amino acids)
Biological process (GO): DNA-templated transcription
Cellular component (GO): RNA polymerase III complex; RNA polymerase I complex; RNA polymerase II, core complex
Molecular function (GO): zinc ion binding; DNA-directed RNA polymerase activity; DNA binding
Source: RefSeq, a predicted model, not a curated record
CCCCAUCUCAUCUCUCAACAACCGAGAAAGAAUGUCCCGUGAAGCCUACCAAGUCCCCUCGAACCUAGGCGGCUCCCAGAGCGCCUUCGGCGGCGCCGACGGCGGUGCGGGCGGCGCGGCGGGCUCCUCCCUCGACGGCCCCAUGGUCGCCUACCUGUGCGGCGAGUGCAACUCGCGGGUGUCGUUGAAGCGCGGCGAUCAGAUCCGGUGCAAGGAGUGCGGACACCGUGUGCUGUAUAAGGAGCGGACGAAGAGAAUGGUGCAGUUUGAGGCGCGGUGAUUGCCGAUUAUUGAGUUACAGUUAUGUUACUUUGGGGGCUGGGUGAGAUGAGGAAGGGAAGCAGAUUCAUGGGAAACUGAAAAGGGAGAUGAAAGGAGGAAGGGGAAGAUGGGGUUGCUGCUUGGAUUACGAUUGAUGUGCAUUUUCACCUGUGGUGUUUGGGAGUUCAUACCACCCUUUUUUUUUCAUAUACUCUUUGCGUCGUGGUGGUGGUGGUGCGGAUGUGCUGGGUAGACGGGGUAAGGUUCUUUGUCGUCAGACUGGCUCAAAGAUUGAGCCUGGACAGGUCGGGUCCGCGUGCUAUGGCUGUCACCGUGGCUAUGGGUAAGUCGCAUAGGAAACUAUUUCUAGCGAGGCUGUCCUGGCAACUGGCCGAUUAUACCUCAACAACCUAGCCUCUGGUCAUAUGCUAUGCUUGCACUAUCCUAUGCUACUCACAAGUUCUUCAAAUCAGACCGGUCUAUCCGGCCAGAAUAAUCCAAUCUCCCAAUGCUUGUCCG